AUGGAGACAGUCUCCAAGAUCCCUUCUACCUCUAUUAUUCUAUGAUCCUGUGAGUCAAGAUUCAAGGCUGUUACAUUUUAAUUGCAUCCAGGAUGUAUUAAUUCUGUAACAUUUACUGACUACCUACUUUAUAUAAGGUCUGAUGGAGGACACUGUGGGGGUCACACAGACAUGGAAAAUAGUCCCCAAUAUUGAAAGAGCUCCAAGUGCAAUAACCAUAGAAUUCAGAAAUAUAGGAAAUAUCAGGGCAACAUCUUGGGAAGGAGUGGCAGGUACCAUGUCCAGCCACAAAGGUGGCAAGAAGUGCCUGAAGCAGCCCAAGAAGCAGGUCAAGGAGAUGGACGAGGAAGGUAAGGCAUUCAAGCAAAAGCAAAGAGAGGGGCAGAAGAAAUUUGAGAAGCUAAAAGUGAAGGCUUUGGAGAAGGGGCCCCUGCCCACAGGUAAAAUUAAGAAAUCUGGCAAAAAAUUCCUGAGCUGUUCCUUGUGCCUGGGGCUGUGGUGAUCCUUCAUUCCAUUCCUGUUUUAACAUCUGGAUUCCCUGCCAUAACAUCUCUUACCACCUAUAGCUAGAAUGAAGUGUUGUCUUGGAGCCUGUUGUUGUACAUUUAAGAAUAAACUUUUGUAAAAAAAAA
Molecule: messenger RNA, 632 nt
Organism: Phyllostomus discolor (pale spear-nosed bat)
Lineage: Eukaryota; Metazoa; Chordata; Mammalia; Chiroptera; Phyllostomidae
Product: translation machinery-associated protein 7-like
Exons: 1
Coding region: 143-502 (119 amino acids)
Source: RefSeq, a predicted model, not a curated record